CUCGUCUCUUCAGUCUGAACAUGACGUGCCGCUAUUGGCGCGGCGAAUUCGUCCACAAGUUGUAGGACAUACGUAAUGCAUAUGCUUGGAUUGACCCGGCCUGAGCUGCGCCUGGCGCUCCUGGCGGUAGCUGUCCGCCUCGCGCUGCUGCUGGGCGCCACAGGCGGCGACCUGCUCCUCCCUGACUAUGACACCUCCAAGACCCUCCCGGCAGAGCUGCUACAGCCCGUGCAGCCCGCAGCCUUCCACCAGUCACAUUCGGCAGAUGGAUUGCAGGAGCCCUGGAUGGGCGACGGCCAGCCGCAGGCGGGUGCAGCCGCCGCUGGCGCCACCCAGUCCGCGCGACCGUGGCUGCUGCGCGGAUGGUUGGUGUGGGAUGCUGUCUUCUUCGUCGAUAUCGCGGCAAGGGGCUACGUAUACGAACAAUACUACGCCUUCUUUCCUCUCAUGCCGGCCCUGCUUUCGCGCGCCCCGCCGGAGCUGUUUGCCCUGCUGGCGGUGGCGCUCAACGCAGCGGCAUCCGUGGCGGGCGUUGUGAUGCUGUACAGGCUGGGUGCCUCGCUCAUAUGCGACCCGGAACUGUCAGCCGCUGCCUGCCUCUUUUUCAUCCUCAGCCCCGCCGCCGUCUUCCAUGCGGCGCCGUACACAGAGGCCGCCUUCGCCGCGGCCACCCUGGCGGUGCUGUGCUGCCUGCAUUGCCGGGGGAUCGGCGGCGGCAGCAGCAGCAGCCGCAGCCGCAGCCGCGAUGGCAUCGGUGGAUUGGAAGGCGCAGUCAGUGCAGCCAGGGGCUCACGCGAUCAGAGGCGAGGAGGUCUCAAAAGCGGUGGCCCGGGAUUUAGCUUGGCACGGCUCAUGGCUGCAACCGCGGCCGUGGCGGUGUCAUGUGGUCUGCGCUCAAACGGCGUGGUGAAUGCCGGCUACGUGGGCCAUUACAGCCUGCGGCAUGCGGUGGCGUUGUGGCCCAAGAGCAAGGCGCGAGCGUUGUGGACUGCGCUGCUGGGCGUUGUCGCGGCGGCCGUCUCAGUCACGCCUUUGGUGCUGUUCCAGGCAGCCGCGUAUGAGGCGUUCUGCCGCCGGGAUGCGCACGGCGCCGCCCACGUGUCGUCCGCCGCUCCUGCUGGUGCCUACGACGCAGGCGUGGGUAGUAGUAGCAGCAGCAGCACUGGCAGCACAGGCGGUGGCGGCGGCGGCAGCACUGGGCCGUACGACUGGCCGCGGCCGUGGUGCUCGUCACGCGUGCCGUACGUGUACGGCUUCGUGCAGCUGCUGUACUGGAACGUGGGCUUCCUGCGCUACUGGACGCUGCAACAGGCGCCCAACUUUUUGCUGGCGAUGCCUGUGCUGCUGCUCUCGGCGGCUGGGCUGUUUGAGUAUAGCCGCGCCAACGCCGGCCACAUGGCCUGCCUGGGCUUGAUGCCCCCAGGGAGGACCCAUUCGGAUGGGGUGGCGGCGGCGGCGGAGGAUACAGCGGCGGAGGCGCUGGGGAAGUCAAAUUGGCGAUCUGGGUUGAGCAAGUCAGAGGGUGAGGCGCAACUAGCCUCAGUCAGAGGGGCUAUGGGCGAGCAUAGCACAGGCCAGCUGCGAAGGAGGCUGGGGUUGGGUGGCGCCAGCGAUGCCGGGGCCAAGGUGGCAGCCGCCGGUGGGACGUCCUCAUAUCAGGGCGAGGCCCCAGGGCGGGAACUCUACAUGAGCGACGGAAGCCGACACGCGGGGUACUUUUCCCCGGAGCUGGCGGUGACAAUGUUCCCGUGGGCCUUCAGUCUCCUGGUUGCCGUGACGACCAUGCACGUGCAGGUGUCCACACGCUUCCUGCUGUCUUCGUGCCCGCCCCUGUAUUGGUACAUGGCCCACCUGUGGCGCCGCGGGAUGGGUCGACGCCUUGGGAACGAAGUCGGGGGGCGGAGGCCGAGGCGGGCGGAGCCUGCAGCUGCGGGCGAAGCCGCGACGGAAGCCGCGACAAUGGGUGGCGGAGGCAGCGGUCCUGCCGCGCCUGGGGGGCCUAGCAGUGCAGGUGGCAGCGGUUGGAGCUCCUGGCUGGCGAUGGCUUUGUGGCGGUGGUGCUUGGUGUAUGUGGCGCUCGGAUGUGUGCUGUUCAUCAACUUUUUGCCAUGGACAUGAGGGCUGCGUGUGACAAGCGCAUCUAGACGGUAUUCAUCGCCUGCAUCGCUCAAAGGUUCCCGGGUUGUAAAGGACAGGGCUAGCCCUCGCUAGCCCUCGCUGAUGCUUAGGGUCGUAGGAGCUGCCUGAAGCUUGUCACAACGAAUGCUGAAGAGGCGCCUCUGUCUGAACCCGGCCGGCGUCCCGGCACAGGGCCCCGUUGAGCCCCGCUUCACAUGUUCGCAGUCCUUUCGCGCCAAUUCGUGUGACAUCCUUUCCAGAGCAAUCCAUCCAACUUUAAGGGUAAAGUUGACGCAGCCAAAAGACAGUUCGAUGUACCGAUCACGUGGGACUCCAGACUUCUGGGCUUCUGCCGACUGCUAAAACAGAAGCAGAUCAGCCAUAGACAUAUGACCACGCAUUGCCUGGCUCGCCAGGAACGAACGCGGAAGCUGCGUGUCUCAGGAGCGGCGUAGUAGUAGGUAAAUGCAUAUCAUGAAUAUCGGGAGCAGACUCGUAUCCAAAUUAACAUUCGGCUAUGCUAUGCGACCCGAUUUCGAGAAAUGGGCGUCCUCAACAUUCCUGCACUGAGCUAUCAGCGAUGCUGUACCAGAUACAACAAUACGUGGCGCAAUUGUAUGUAAAUAAAGAAUGAC
This is a messenger RNA of Chlamydomonas reinhardtii, 2753 nucleotides long. RefSeq lists its product as uncharacterized. Gene Ontology annotation, molecular function: alpha-1,6-mannosyltransferase activity; GPI mannosyltransferase activity. Lineage: Eukaryota; Viridiplantae; Chlorophyta; Chlorophyceae; Chlamydomonadales; Chlamydomonadaceae. Gene Ontology annotation, cellular component: endoplasmic reticulum membrane; mannosyltransferase complex. The record is from RefSeq and is a predicted model, not a curated record. The transcript has 6 exons. Gene Ontology annotation, biological process: GPI anchor biosynthetic process. Bases 82 to 2118 code for a protein of 678 amino acids.